Molecule: messenger RNA, 1197 nt
Organism: Xenopus tropicalis (tropical clawed frog)
Lineage: Eukaryota; Metazoa; Chordata; Amphibia; Anura; Pipidae
Exons: 12
Coding region: 410-1081 (223 amino acids)
Source: RefSeq, a predicted model, not a curated record
CAAGAAAUGGCCUGAUUUCUAAUCCAGUGGUUUUCAAACUAGAUACUCCAGCUGAAGGUCAAGUAAGGAGAGAUUUAGACUGAUUAUUUGAUAUUCUUGGAUCCAUAAGCUUGCUUCAGUUAAAUAAAUGCUGAUCAAAUGUUGGACCGCAAAGGGGUAGUCAAAUAUGGAUGAACAUCUAGACAGAAAAUCACCUUUGUAAUUUUGUUCUGAUUGCUAUUGUGCCUUCUAGCGUUCAUUUGCGAUUCAGUGCGAUUCAGUGCGAUUACAGCGAUAUUUUGAUUUUUCUGGCAUCUCCCUGGUUUGAUAUAUUCUAUUCUUAUCGGAGCUAGUGGGGAUAGCCACAGACUACAGAGAGAGACCCCUUAGGGUUCCCCGGCCUUGUGCCGGCCCCUCUCCUCAAACCAUCAUGAUGGCAACUGGACAACAUCUUUUGAGAGGUUGCGAGAGUAUCAGGAGCAAGCCAGGGCUGCAGGAGCUGUUCCUCGCCCUGGACACAUUCAGGCCUGAAAACACCAAUUUUGAGGCCAUGAUUUCUUUUCAUGAACAUCACUGUAGAUAUUUUUUUGGGAAGAUCGAAGACCUGAAAGAUUUUCUGAUUUUUUACACCAUCGAGAUCAACGCAGAUGAGGAGAACAUCCCCAAUUAUUUAGUUAUGCUUAAUAAUCUGAGGAAACUGGAAGUACUCGAGGGGAUGUACUUUAUUGCAUGCCCUCUUGCAUCACCAACGACACAAGAAGGACAAAAAAUGCGCAGCCAGUAUGAGGCACUGGUAAUUCUUCAUACAGCAGUAAGAUCCAAGCUGGAAGAAUUAAUGCGCAGGAUUACAGAGAAAGAAGAGGAGUUGCAGCGACUUCCUGGAACCAGCACACAGGAGAUCAGAACAGCAGAGGAGAGUGCACAGGAGACACGGGGUGCAGAGGAGGAAGCAGUGGAGGAGACUCCUGCUGCAGAGGGAGAACGCCUGACCCUUAGAAGAAGGGUCAGGAAAGCCCUCAAAAGGCAGUUCCAGAGAAUUUGGCGUGCCACUAGAAGUCUUUUCAGGGGGGGAUGCUGUCACCAACCUCCCCCUGCUCCAUAGUAUAGUUGGGGUAAGUAUGUGUUUAUAGGGGUGGGUGGUUGGCUGUGUGUUUAGAAGGGUGGCUGUGCUUGUUAAGGGGUGAGUGGGUGUGAGUAUAAGGAGGUGGGUGGAUGCGU